UACAUACGUUCUGGUCUGGAGUGUCAGAUGAUGUUACGGUGCUGAUGUUAACCACUUUCGAGGCGAAAAUGUGACAGUAGAGAUCUGAUCGAUUUUCGUAUAGAAAAGAGAAAAGUCUUAAUCCUCGGAGAAUGUCCGAACUCUGACCCUGUGCGAGCAGACCAUGCAUUAGCUGUUUUCGUUGUUAUCGACUGGAAGAAACAAAAACACGAUGGACGGAACUUAUCUUCUUUUGGUAAUCUUCAUUCUGCACUGCGUCCUCUUUUUCCUGGACCUCAUUUUUAAGAGUUGUUGCCACCUGCCGUACAUCUACUUCAUGCAGGGCACUGGCCUCGAAGUGAGUUUCCUCCGGCUGCAGUGGCACACGACCGCGCUGAACCGCGUCUUCCAGCAAAUGUCCAACUGGCGGCCGCAGAUGCUGGCCGUCUGGUUCAGCGUUGGUGUGAUAGUGUCGCUGCUGCUGAUGCCCGUGGCCGCCUUCCUCGUGCUCAGGGGCCUCUUCGGCCAGGGACCACACAAGGAGGGCUCGCCAGACCAACCUUCAGGACUCGUCCUGGAACCUGUAGUGCCUGGAGUCAACCUGCCUUUGAGUCAGGUGGGCAAUUACAUGGCCGCUCUGGCGAUUGGUGGAGUUCUGCAUGAGUUUGGUCAUGCCCUGGCUGCUGGAAGGGAAGGGGUAUCAGUGCUUGGGUGCAGAGCACACCUGAUUCUAGUGGUGCCAGUGGCGGCUGUUGAGAUCAGCACGCAGCGACUAAACUCGCUGGCCACGUGGCGUCGGCUGCGUAUCCUGUGUGCUGGCGUGUGGCACAACGUGGUCCUCUCCCUGUUGGCGCUACUCAUCCUCUACGCCCUGUCCCAUUCGCACCUUUACAGACUUGACGAGGGCGUUGCAGUGACCAAAGUCGACCCGAAUUCAGGCGUGGCUGGACCAGCUGGUUUGAGCUACGGUGAUCACAUAACAGGGGUCAACUAUUGCACUGUCCACGACAAGAGCAGCUUUCGCAGCUGUCUGCACCGAAUUGCAAAGCAGCCGCAGAUAGACUUUUGUGUUCCUUCUUCGAUUCUCAAAGAGAAGCGUGACAUUGACAAGUCCUGCUGCUCGCCUGAUCUCAGCAACCACCUCUGCUUUUUAUCAGAAAAUGACAGCAGGUGGUGCUUACGCGCACGUGACGUCGUUGAAGCGUCCAAGCAGAAGACGUCUGACUCGCUCUGUCAGGCCGGCCUGGUGUCGGUGCGGCCACAGAUUGGUGAGGCGGCCGUCAACGGCACGCGUCUCGUCGUUAUCCAGCGGUCCAACUCGCAACGGCCACCAGUCUUGUUCCUCGGCACGCCUGCCGAGCUCUACCAGACUGUCGAGAUCUCGAACUGGGUGCCAUCGGUGCCCUACCUUUCUCCUCACUGCCCAGAAAUGCUAUACAACUGUUUCAGUUACCUGGCGGCACUUUCGGCCGGCCUCGCCUUGCUGAACCUGUUACCGUGCUACGGCUUUGAUGGCCAGCACAUUUUCCAAGCACUGUCCGAGGCAGCCCUGGCGUGGUGCGGUGUGCGCUCGGCCAGCGUCGCGUCGACGGUCUCAGCCGGCUUUACCGCAGUCGGCACCAGCUGCCUACUCGCCUGGCUCUUCUCAGCCUUCUGGAAAAUCAUCCCCGCCUAAACCAAAAAUGUUUUCGCCGUAUAUUGCGAAAGUAAAAUUGUGCCAGAAAAAAGA
Messenger RNA from Cloeon dipterum, 1708 nucleotides. It is a transcript of the gene S2P, whose product is annotated as membrane-bound transcription factor site-2 protease. The record is from RefSeq and is a predicted model, not a curated record. Lineage: Eukaryota; Metazoa; Arthropoda; Insecta; Ephemeroptera; Baetidae. The coding region runs from base 212 to 1654 and encodes 480 amino acids. Gene Ontology annotation, molecular function: metalloendopeptidase activity; protein binding. Gene Ontology annotation, biological process: membrane protein intracellular domain proteolysis; regulation of response to endoplasmic reticulum stress. Gene Ontology annotation, cellular component: cytoplasm; membrane. The transcript has 7 exons.